Acipenser ruthenus (sterlet) is the source of this 5313-nucleotide messenger RNA. Its product is annotated as MORC family CW-type zinc finger protein 4-like. NCBI's taxonomy places the organism in Eukaryota, Metazoa, Chordata, Actinopteri, Acipenseriformes, Acipenseridae. The record is from RefSeq and is a predicted model, not a curated record. Bases 90 to 2798 code for a protein of 902 amino acids. Gene Ontology annotation, molecular function: zinc ion binding; ATP hydrolysis activity. Gene Ontology annotation, cellular component: nucleoplasm; nucleus. The transcript is spliced from 17 exons.
AGUACUGCUUGAGCAAGCGAGACCAUUGCCUGAGGGAGGCUGUCACAUACGCGCACCGCUGUUGCUCGCUCUAUGCUGUUUUCUUAUUUAUGUUUUUACAGUUCAAAAAAAUGGCGAAGCUUAGCGAGCACGGGAUUCGCCUUAGCUGCAUGAGCCCUUCUUACCUUUACAGCAAUUCAACGAGUCAUACCUGGCCUUUCAGCGCUAUUGCAGAACUUAUAGACAAUGCCUGUGACCCCGGAGUUACAGCCAAACAGAUUUGGAUUGAUGUUGUUGAGAUCAAGGGGAAUCUCUGCUUGACAUUCACAGACAAUGGAUACGGCAUGACACCAAGCAAGCUGCACAAAAUGCUCAGUUUUGGCUUCACAGAGAAAGGGUCGAGUAGAGGUCAUCAGCCCAUAGGAGUGUAUGGAAAUGGGUUCAAGUCUGGAUCGAUGCGGCUGGGGAAGGACGCGAUGAUCUUCACUAAGAACGGAGGCUGUCUGAGCGUGGGGCUGCUGUCACAGACUUACCUGGAGCACAUCCGAGCAAAGGCUGUCAUUGUGCCCAUCGCUCCGUUCAACCCGCAAAACAAUAUCCUGGUAGUGACAGAGGACUCCGUGGCUAGUCUGGGUGCUAUCCUGGCCCACUCACUGUUCCAGACCCAGGAGGAGCUGCUGGAACAAUUAGAUUCCAUCCCCAGCAAGAAGGGGACCAAGAUCAUAAUCUGGAACAUCCGCAGAAACAAGGAUGGAAAGCCAGAACUGGACUUUGAGACAGACGCACAUGACAUCCGGAUACCAGAUUUACGCUCUGAGCAGCCAGGGAGUUCCAGCAAAAAGGGUUGUCGUGAACCUGAGAGGGCUGACCAGACUGUGCCAGAGAUGGACUACUCGCUACGGGAGUACUGCAGCAUCCUGUACCUGAAGCCACGAACUCAGAUCAUUCUCCGGCAGAAGAAGGUUCAGACCAAGCUGAUCGCCAAGAGCUUGGCCAACAUUGAGCAUGACGUCUACAAGCCUAACUUCAUUAACAAGCGAGUGCGAAUCACGUUUGGGUUUAACUACAAGAACAAGGAGCACUAUGGAAUCAUGAUGUACCACAAUAACAGGCUGAUCAAGUCCUAUGAGAAAGUGGGCUGUCAAAUCAAGUCCAACACCCGAGGCACUGGUGUGGGGGUGAUCGGAGUGAUUGAGUGUAACUUCCUGAAACCAGCACACAACAAACAGGACUUUGAGUACACCAAAGAGUACAGACUGACUCUGGCAGCUCUGGGAUUGAAGCUGAACGACUACUGGAAAGUGAAGAAAGCAAAUAAAUUGCAGGAUCAGGUGGAAGACAACAAGAAGACAGAGGAGACACAAGGGAACCCGGACCAGCACUGGGUGCAGUGUGAGGAGUGCCUGAAGUGGAGGAAACUACCUUUCACAGAGGAGCCUGUCCCUGAGCCGUGGUACUGCCACCUCAACCCUGACCCCAAGUGCAGGAGCUGUAUUGACCCAGAGGAACCUGAGGAAAGUGAAGACGAGCUCACACCCAGCUACGAGAAGACCUUUAAAAAACAAGAUUUGAGCAAUGACAGAAAAAGGAGUAUGUCUCUUGAGGGAGGUAUCGUCAAACCAGAGCUGUCCCGGGGUCUGUCUGGACCACCCAAUCUUCUCACCAGUCAAGAGGAGGAGCAGGUGGAGGGGAUGGAGAAAGGCGUGGCUGGGUCGAGCGUCCCCAGUAAAAAGCAAAAACAAGGCUUGGACAGCAGUCGCCAGGACAUAAGGCCCGAAGCGUGGGGAGGAUUGGGAGAUCAGGCCCAUGCUUUUGUGAAAACAGGCUUGGGCUCCAGUGAGGAGGAAGAGGGCCAUGACGUAAUCAUAGUCUCAGAAAAGAGAACCCCUCCCACCCUGCCCAUUAUCAAAAAGGAAGAGCAGAUGUUGCUUUGGCCUGCAGGGGGUGUGGCUCCUAAAGGACAGCAGAAUCUCUGGAACAAAUCCAAGAAAAAGGCUUCCUCCACAGCCCAAACAGUCGUAGUGCCACCAAGAACGAGAGAAGGGUGGCCCGUGAAGGCCCUGACCCAUGGUAAUGUUACAGCACAGGAAGGGAGAAGAAGAAAGCCUGCUGCCAUGGCUGCAGACUGCCCAGAGAGCGAACAGCAGGCACAGAUCCAGGCUCUGGAGCAGGCAGCCCGCUCAGAGAAACUGGCAGAGCUGGAGAAGGAGGCAGAGAGGCUGAGAGGGAAUCUGAGGGUCCCCACACUGCCCCAGGACUGCCCCACAAGCCUGCAGCAGAUGAGGCAACUGUACCAGCAGGCCUGUCGGGAGAAGGAGUUCUUCAGCCAGGGGCUGAACGAGGCCGAAGACAAACUGGUUGUCAUCUCUGCCGAAAGGGACAAGUACAGACAUAAGGUGGCUGAGCUGGAGCGGGAGAAGUGUCGCCUGCAGCAGGAGUGUCACAAGAGCCAGCAGGAGGUGCUGCUGCUCCGAGCUCAUCCUACCAGAGCCAAUGAAGAGAUCUUCUGGGGCAAGAAGUACACCAGCUUCCAGUACCAAGAGCUGGAGCCACUGCGGGCCGAGCUGGACCGGAUUCGGAGGGAGAAGAGGGAGCUGGAGAAUCGACUGAGCAGGCAAGGAGAGACCCAGGAGCAGGGCACAAGCCCCCAGCCCAGUGCCACUGACAGCAGUACCAUGGAGAGGCUGCGUAUGCUGCGCCAGAACGUAGCGAACCUGCUGACCUCGGUCCUGCCUCACUUGGACCUGAAGGAGAUCAGUUUCGACACAGGAGACAUCGACCACAUCCUGGAGAAGGUCAUUGAAGCCAACAAGAUCUGAGGCCCAGGCCAGGCCAGGACAGAUCAUGUGAUCCUUCAACAGGCUGUUGUGCCCUGUCAUUUUCAAGGAUGCUGCCUUUACAAAUAUCUAUGUAUUAUCAGCAAGCUGUCAAAAUUCUACAAAAUCUAGCAAUCACGCAAUGUAUAAAAUCUAAGAAAUAGGGAGAUUAAAUAAACUAUACUGUAAUAGUUAGCUGGACAUUAUUUACGACAUAUGUUCCAAUAACAAAGAAAAUAAAUAGCAUACCAAAUUAAUUUAGUGACUGAUGUUUGGAGUUGUUUUUGUGGAAUGGCGAAACAUACUGGUAUAGAAUUAAAGUGUGCAUGUUAAAAUGGGGCACCCUUAGAAAAGGAAUAGGGUAUUUUUUUUUAUCAUGCAGUGCUUUUAUAGCGGUAAAGACAGGUUCACACCUGUCUAUUGAGGUAGGCAUGCAGUGUAUUUUUAUUUGUAUUUUGUGUCUGAAUUCAAAGCAUAGCAACAUAGCUCAUAGAACCACUACACUAUCACCCACACCCUAAAACUGCCAAGUAUUACGUUUUUCCACAUAUGAAGUAACCAGUUUUUAAAUCACCUGGUUUCAAUUCUUACGGAAAAACACAACUGAAAAAGUGGAAUAGCCAGAGUUGUCUACCCAAGCCCCCUCAACAACAACAACCAUUAUCAACUUUGACUUUUAUAAUCCCUUUUCUCUAUCAUAUGUAAAAAUUGCUGCAGAAAAAUAUAUACCAGUAUAUAUAUAUUUUUUCAGGUUCAAUGAUACUACUGACGAAGAGUAGAACAUAUGAAUAAUAUGGCUGAAGUCAAUCCACCUUAACCACUGUGUGUACAUGUUGUAUUGUAAAUUAGAUGAAUGCUAGACCCACAUUUUCCUACUAUGUGUGUGUUUGUACUUAGUUUUUUUGUUGCAAGGUUCCUAAUAUGUCAAUUAAGUCAAAUUGACAUAUACAAAUCCUAUAGAAGUAAAACAUUUUGUUGUAAAUGGUAUGGUAGCGAUUAGUGUAAAUAAUAUAGAUUACUAGUGAUUGUUUUAUAUAGACCGCCAAUCCCUUUUCCUGUUUUAUACAUUCUUGAUCACAUCUCUGUAACAGUGAAAUCAGCGAAAGAUGCUUAAGAGUCUUUUUUAUACAGCUUCAAACCAUAUGGAAAGUACCUAGUGCUUCAGAACAGUGCCUUAAUGCAGUACUAUGUUGAAAAAAGAGAGAUCUAUUGGGAUGUCUCUGUUGUUGCGCUGUGUGUAACCAGCUGGAAAAAAAACAACAGCAGCAAUCUGAGAAUCGCUAGAACCAAAUGAAACCUUUCCCAAUACCACUAGAACAACAUCUCCCCGACUGUGUAGUCAAGGCCUCUUUAGAAAGACCUACGCUAAAUGUUAAAUACAAAAUAAAAAGAACAAUACAUGACAGAUGAGUUAAUAAAGUAAAGGAGUUUGUUUUUACUAAAUUAAUUACAUUUGACACAGCUUACCCUUAAAUCUAAGACUUUAACCAUUUCUUGAACACAUGACUAGAAAGCCAGUGUCUUUGUAAAACAAACUUUUAACAUAUUUCAUCACUGGCACCAAAAAGGUUAAAGUAUGAGGUGUGUUGCUCAUAUUUAAAUAUUUGAAAACUAGAUGGUAGAAAGUAAAACGUUUUGUUCUAUUUUGUUUUUUAUUGUUGAUUUUUUUUUUUUCAUUGACAGUUGUUACUUGUUACUGAUUGUCAAAAUACCAUAGAAAUAGUUUAUGAAGGGCAGAAGCACAACUUGUGGUCAGUCCACUAGAGGGAACUGUUAUGCGGAUGUUUGAUGCUGCUGCCCUCUGGUGCAUGCCAAAGGAGGUACAUUUAACACCGUGUGUGUACAAUGCUACAUGUUUCAUUGAUGGGAAAUAUAUAUAUAUAUAUAAAUCUUUUAGCUGUAGCAACUAGGGAAACAUAUUCAUGAUGCAUUCAAUUCUACUACCUUUGUAUUAUGUUGAGCCCCACCUCUUGUAUUUAAGCACCAUGUAAUUGUGAAGCACACUGUAGAACAGGAAGCGUCUACGACAGCUUCAUUUUGCAGAUAUCCCACUAUGGACAUGUUUACGGCAAAAGAACACAUAUACUGUAUAUCAGUCCAAAGUAGUAAUGAUUUUAACUUUGUAGCAUGUAUAUAUUUUGCAGAUUUUUAAGAAACACAAAAUUUGUAAAAAUGUCUUGCUCGCAAGCAUUCCAUGUUUUGCAGUGCCAAAUAGCUGUAGCAGUGAAUGUAUUUCUCUUGGCCGUCAACCUUCAUUGUGCAUCCACUCAUAAUAUUACAACUUUGAUCAAUGUACUUAUUCAGUCAUGUAUUUUCGAUGUCUUAAUGUUUAAUUUAUUGUCAUUUUUUUCAUAUCUAUAAUAUAUUUUCUACCAAGUGUGAAACCUGUUUUGUUUUGUAAUGUUUGAAUGCUCUGUGGUGUUCGAAGGGCAUAUUGUUUGGCUGUUGUUGUUUAUAUAUAUAGAUAUGUGUAGUAGAAAAACUGGGGUUUUUUUUAUAAAAUAUUUGAAUAUAUAAA